AUGUACCCAUCCCUACUUGGGCCUGCCUGUUUCAUGUCUCUUGGCAGCACUAUUGAAUCAAAGACCAAAGGCAUCUGGAUGUGGUGUGUCCCUCACCCUAAUAAAAAAGGACACACAUUGGUGCUGCUGGACACAGAGGGACUUGGCGAUGUGGAUAAGGGGGAUGAGAAACAUGACACAUGGAUCUUCUGUCUGGCAGUUCUUCUCAGCAGUACUCUAGUGUACAACAGCUUAGGGGUCAUUGACAACACGGCACUGGAAAAGCUGCAUUACAUUACAGAGCUGACGGAGAACAUUCGUGUGAAGGCAGGAGUGAGUCAAGACGAGGAUGUGUGUAAAGAUUUCAUGCAUGUUUUUCCAUCAUUUGUCUGGGCUGUUCGUGACUUUACUUUGGAACUAAUUAAAGCUGAUAAACCAAUAACAUCAGACGAAUAUCUGGAAAGUGCACUGGAAUUAAAACAAGGUUAUUCAAGUCAGAUUGAAAGGAAUAACCUGCCCCGUCGCUGUCUUCGCAAUUUCUUUGCGGUGAGGAACUGCUUUGUUUUUCCUCGACCAGCUAGUACACAAAACAUGAGAAGAAUGGAGGAAGUGACCAAGAAAGAACUGGAUUCAGAAUUCCUUGAGCAGGCAAAAACCUUCUGUUGUUAUAUCUACAACAAUGCAGAGCCAAAAACAGUCAAUGGAGGCCGUAUAAUUACAGGAACAGUUUAG
Carassius auratus (goldfish) is the source of this 711-nucleotide messenger RNA. Its product is annotated as guanylate-binding protein 1-like. Lineage: Eukaryota; Metazoa; Chordata; Actinopteri; Cypriniformes; Cyprinidae. The record is from RefSeq and is a predicted model, not a curated record. The transcript is spliced from 5 exons. Gene Ontology annotation, molecular function: GTPase activity; GTP binding. The coding region runs from base 1 to 711 and encodes 236 amino acids.